CCUCUUGCACAGUUAACGUUAACUAACUAAUUGCCGCGUUUCUAACAUCAACCUGUCAAACGUUUAACGCUUUCUUGCACGACUAACAUGUAUGGACAUGAUGCCAUUUAUAAUGCCAUGUGAUUAUGACAGUGCGUAGUUGUGAUCAUUAGUCACAGAGAAUACUGUCCAGCUUCAACAAAAUAUCACAGCUAGCAUUAAUACUGUAAACAAGGCGACGUUAGCCAUGGCUGCUACGUUGGUAGCAUUACUCUUAAAGAGUGUUACUAUAACACUAAAUGUUGCCGGUGGGGAUUUACAAUCAAUUGAAAAUCAGAGAGAGGCAAAAAUGUUGUUUUCGGGUGGCGUCUGAAUCCUCAGCUGCCUGAUGCCCCUUGCUCUGCUUAUUUUCUUAUGCGCAGUUGUUAGCAAACGAGGUAUAUGGGCACUUUUUUUUAUUAUUUUGUUUAACUUCCUGAGGUGAAUAUUACAAAAUAGUUCCAGCAAAGCUUCUGAAUCCCAAGUUGCAUAACAGCCGAGUGUGUUCCAAUAACGAUGCCAGAGGGACCGGAGCUGCACCUGGCCGGCCUUUUUGUCAACAAAAUGUGCGAGGGGGUUCUGUUUGCUGGGCCAGUGAGAAAGUCAGAGGUCAGCAAAAGUCCAGACGUGGCCUUCGCCUGCGAGGCGUACCGCAUCAGCGCCGCUUCCAGAGGGAAGGAAGUGAAGCUCAUGCUGACGCCAAUUAAGUGUGAUGACACAAAGGCCAAAAAGACACAGCAGCCCAUGGAUAUUGUCUUUCGCUUUGGCAUGUCGGGCUUUUUCCGCUUCACCGCGGAGGAUGAGCUCCCCAAGCAUGCCCAUCUGUGCUUUUAUACCAAAGACAAGCCUUGCAGAGUGCUCAGCUAUGUGGACGCACGCAGGUUUGGCAGCUGGCAGCCACACGGGACCUGGCAGUCUGACAGAGGACCCUGCAUCAUGUUUGAGUAUAAAAGCUUCAGGGAGAAUGUGGUGUCUAACCUGUCUGACCGCGCCUUCGACAGGCCCAUCUGUGAAGUCCUGCUCAACCAAAAGUACUUCAAUGGCAUCGGCAACUAUCUCAGGGCUGAAAUCCUUUACAGGUUAAACAUCCCACCCUUCGUGCCUGCCCGUGCUGUGCUUGAAAGCCUUGAGUCAGAGGAUGCUUGUGAAGACGAGAAGCCUGUGAUGAUUGAGACCUUGAACAAAAAGACUGUGAAGAGAGCUGAAAAGAUCACUGUGAAAGAUGAGAGUGCUGACCUGCUCAGGAUGUGUCACACAGUUCCACUGGAGGUGGUCCAUUUAGGUGGCAAAGGCUAUGAUCCGGAGAAGGCGGACUACUCUGACUUUGAGGCCUGGCUGCAGUGUUACUAUGUGGACGGAAUGACGUCGAUACGAGACCACAAUGGCAGGACUAUGUGGUUCAAAGGCGAUCCAGGCCCCAUGGCCCCUAAAGAUUUUAAAUCACCAAAGACGAAAAAGAGAACAAAAAAAGAUGACCAUGAUUACAACGACAAGAAAAAGGGGGCUAGGACACAAUCUGAAAGCACAGGGAAGAAAAAAACGGUCAAAAAGGAAAUCAAAGCGGCAAAGAUAGAAAAGGAUGUGCCUCAAAAAAAUGCCACACCCCGAAGAACUGUAAAACACGAAUCACCGGCACGGAGGAAAACGACAGACAAUAACAAGCCAGCAGAAGGUUCUCAGAGGCGUAGCGGUAGACUGGCAAGACAAAAUGUGCAGUAAAAACAAAAAGACAUCACUGUUUUGAAAUACUGCUUUUAUUCCUUUAUAUUUUAAUAAAACUAUUUUUAACAAUAGUUCAUUGGAAUAUUUUAAAUAAAGUACCACCAAAAAUUACACAAUUCA
This is a messenger RNA of Phyllopteryx taeniolatus (common seadragon), 1860 nucleotides long. It is a transcript of the gene neil1, whose product is annotated as nei-like DNA glycosylase 1. NCBI's taxonomy places the organism in Eukaryota, Metazoa, Chordata, Actinopteri, Syngnathiformes, Syngnathidae. Bases 535 to 1737 code for a protein of 400 amino acids. The transcript has 10 exons. Gene Ontology annotation, molecular function: DNA N-glycosylase activity; DNA-(apurinic or apyrimidinic site) endonuclease activity; nucleic acid binding. Gene Ontology annotation, cellular component: nucleus. Gene Ontology annotation, biological process: base-excision repair. The record is from RefSeq and is a predicted model, not a curated record.